AUGGAUGAGUCCGGACUUCCACCUAUUCGCCUGAUGCUCUAUUGCAGACCCACCUUCCACAGCCAGUUCGAGUUCUUGCGCGAACGAGUAUUGAAUGAAGGUCAUCUGGGCUGGAUCCUCGGUCCUCCUGGAACGGGGAAGUCAACAACUGCAAUGGCAUUCGCGUCGACUGUGAACAGAAGUGAAUGGAUUGUGACGUGGAUCCACGUGGGCAAGAACAUGACGUGGCGGUGUGUGCGUUUGAUUGGCGAUGAACGGAAGACAAGAGCUAUCGACAUUGCGGACAUGGAUGAAGUGUUGCGGAUUGAUGACGACACAAUGCAUCACCUAGUACUUCUGGAUGGGUGGACUGCUGCAGACUCCUUUACUCAGCUGACCGUGAAAUGCGUUGAAUGGUUCCUUCAGAGCAAUGAGAUUAAGCAGCGGCGACUAGCGUUUGUUUGUUCCGUUGCCGCCCGUGGUAAGGUUCAAGAGGACAUGGAGAUCCUGACAAACGCAAUGGAGUUCCAUGUGUGGUCGUGGACUCUAGACGAGUACCUCAAUGCGAUCAAGGAUGACGAGGUGUUCCAGAGUGUAUCGCAAUGUCUGGAUGCCCCUGCAGUGUUGCCAAAUGAAGAGAUGUCUCGCGCGGCAAUGGUAGAGUCCAAGUAUUACUACGCAGGUGGUUCCUGUCGUUAUAUGUUUCACUUCCGUACUGCGACCGUGGCGACAAAGUUGAGUGAUGCCGUGGAUACUUUGAACGAUGCUGCGACUGUUGCAACAAGGGGCCAGCGUUCAUCUUUAAGCAUCAACCGUCUGUUUGGGAUGUUCAAGCGACCAGAUUGGGAAGGUACUGUGUCGCCGUUGAUCAGUCAGUAUGCUGCUACAACAGUUGCUAUCUUAUGCGGUCCGGAGGCUAUCAAGAAGUUCAUGUCGACGCAUCGAGACAGCUCAAACCCAGCUUUGGAUGGAUGGAUGCUGGAGAUGGUGUUCUUCGCAAGUCUUCGAAAUGGUGGCCUCGAUCUUGUUGAUGCGGCAGGAAACAAGCUUGAAUCGUGGAAUCAAUCAGUUAUUGUGGUUUCUGAUGCAAUACCUGCGCUUUCUUCUGCUCAUCCCGUUUGGAUUAAGCCAGAAAAGUGGAACCAAGGCGGAUACGACGCGAUUAUGGUGUGCAAGCGUACUCGGCAUGUGCGCUUGGUGCAAGUGACGAGUGCCCACAAGCAUUCUUUUCGUAUCGAACACUUCUAUGGAUGGUUGAUGAUGCUGUCGAAAUCGCCCGAAAGUUUUGAGGUGGAGACAAUGGAGAUAAUCUUCGUCGUCGAGCAAGACAAGCUGAGCGCGUUCGACUUCACAACGGUGACGGGACAUGGACUCCUCGUACCAUUUGAUUGGCCGAAGGGUAAGGAGACAGACUUGGUACGGCUGGUAGGGAUUCGAGGGUUAUAUAGUCUGUAG
Molecule: messenger RNA, 1434 nt
Organism: Phytophthora sojae
Lineage: Eukaryota; Oomycota; Peronosporomycetes; Peronosporales; Peronosporaceae
Exons: 1
Coding region: 1-1434 (477 amino acids)
Source: RefSeq, a predicted model, not a curated record